AAGGUGUGAACGGCUCCGUUUCCCAGGAAGGGUAUGGCCAAAUCCUUUUUCAGACCACAAAAGUUUCUUCGGAGGACCCAGGUUCUGCUCUUUUUCCUCACAGCCGCCUAUCUGAUGGCAGGUAGCCUUCUCCUUCUACAGAGAUCUCGCUUGGUUCUGCAGCAAGGUUCCCGAGGCUUCUCCAGGAAUCAGGGCCUACCAGUUGCUGAGACUUUGCCAGGGGACACAAAUGCAGAGAGCAGACCAGUGCAGGUGCCUCGCUUGACUUCUAAGCUUCUCGUGAACAUGGAUACAGUGUAUGGGCCCAACCCGGACCAGAAAGAUGGACCGCGGUGGUUGAUUUCCAGAAACUCUGAAUUGAGACAGUUACGGAGGCGCUGGUUUCUCCGAUUUGUAAAUGACCAAGAACCUGUUCUGGCUUCUGGAGCAAAAACACACCUGAAGCACACCUCCAAAAGCAAAGGCACUUACAUUGGCUGCUUUGGUGAUGACUCAAGAAAAAGGACAUUGAAAGGAGCCGUGUUCCACGACUUGAGAAAAAUGACAAUUUCCCACUGCCAAGAAGCCUGUGCUGAGAGGGCUUAUAAAUAUGCCGGCUUAGAAUAUGGAGCAGAAUGCUAUUGUGGAAACCAGCUGCCAGUGAAUAUUGCAAAGCAGGAAGAAUGCAACAAUGAGUGCAGAGGGGAGAAAGGGACCAUCUGUGGAGGCAUCAACAGGCUCUCUGUUUACCAGGUGGAGGAAUCAGGGGCAGGGCCUAAACGACGGCAAAAUAUUAUCUAUCGAGGAUGUUUUAAAGUACCAGAAAAUUUAACGAACGUCUUGCCAGCCUCGUUGAUACAUUCCAAUUUGACAGUGGAGAUGUGCUCUGAAUUUUGCUCCCAAAAAGAAUUCCCUUUGGCGGUUAUUAGAAGACCUCAAUGCCACUGCGGUUUUGCAACAAUUAAUUUCCCGCUCCAUAAUAGUUCUGACAGAUCAUUUUGCAGCAGUCUUGAAAAUGUCAACAAUAGGGCUGAAGUUUCAAAUGCCGAAGACCAUCGCUUUGUUUAUCAAACUCCAGUCCAAGAUACCCGUUGUAUUGACCGGAAUUUUCUCCCCACCAAAUCAAAAGCCCUUGUUGCUUUGUCGAGCUUCCCAGGAGCUGGGAACACAUGGCUUCGCCAUUUAAUAGAGCAUGCCACAGGAAUCUACACAGGGAGCUAUUACUUUGAUGGAACUCUGUAUAAUAAAGGUUUCAAAGGAGAAAAGGACCACUGGAGAAGCAGAAGAACUAUUUGUGUCAAAACACAUGAGAGUGGCAGAAAGGAAAUUGAAAUGUUUGAUGCGGCUAUCUUACUGAUACGCAACCCGUACAAAUCACUGGUGGCGGAAUUCAACCGGAAGUGUGCUGGCCAUCUUGGAUAUGCCACAGAUCAGAACUGGAAAAGUAAAGAAUGGCCUGAUUUUGUAAACAGCUAUGCUUCCUGGUGGGCCUCUCAUGUGCUCGACUGGCUUAAAUACGGCAAGCGUCUCCUCGUGGUUCAUUACGAAGACUUAGAAGAAGCCCUUCUUCCCAAGCUGAGGGAAAUGGUUGAAUUUCUGAACAUCACAGUGACUUACGAUCGACUCCUCUGUGUUGAAAAUAACCGAGACGGGAAUUUCAAGCGGUCGGGAGCCAAGCAGAAGGAGUUUGAACCCUUCACAAAGGAAAUGAAAGAAGUGAUAGAUCAGCUUAUUGUGAUAGUGGAUAAAGCCCUACGUGAGAGGAACUUUACAGGGCUGCCAAAAACCUAUUUGCGCAGAUGAUGCCCUACAGCCAGCUUGCUGCAUUGUUAAGGAAAGACCGAAUAAUGAAAUUAAAGAAAAGGCCAGGAUUUUAUAGCAUUUAAAAGCAAGAUUUGCACAGAGUCUGCUGAUGAAUGCAAAUUCUUAAGACUUGGACAGUCUUCAGGGUACUAAGUGCUAUGAAAGGCAAGCAAUGAAGGAUGGAAAUUAGGUUAUAAACCGAGGCAAAAGCC
This is a messenger RNA of Protobothrops mucrosquamatus (brown spotted pit viper), 1994 nucleotides long. It is a transcript of the gene WSCD1, whose product is annotated as WSC domain containing 1. Bases 34 to 1782 code for a protein of 582 amino acids. The transcript is spliced from 8 exons. Gene Ontology annotation, molecular function: sulfotransferase activity. The record is from RefSeq and is a predicted model, not a curated record. NCBI's taxonomy places the organism in Eukaryota, Metazoa, Chordata, Lepidosauria, Squamata, Viperidae.